CUACUACAGGAAGAGUUAGAGAAAUUAUUUUCAAUGAUAUAUCACAUUCAGCAACCAUUUUCUUAAGUGAUGGCACUAAUAAUAAUGAAAAUUUGGACAUACCUAAAGUGGUUCUAAUUUCUGAAGAAACUUAUCAAAAAAUAAUUAAUGAUUUAGCUAACUUAAAUGAGAAAAAAUCUAUUAUUAUUGAAGAUAACGAUGAAAACGAUACAUUAAAUUUUGAAGAUGACCAAUGGACUGAAGAUAGUUAUAUAAAUGAUCAUUUUAAAAUUUUAAAAAGAGAGGAGAAAAAUCAA
This is a messenger RNA of Racocetra persica, 296 nucleotides long. NCBI's taxonomy places the organism in Eukaryota, Fungi, Glomeromycota, Glomeromycetes, Diversisporales, Gigasporaceae. The record is from the annotation of a GenBank genome assembly.